UGGAAGUGAGGCUGUCGAGAAAGCGUCAGUUGAUUGGUCUCCUCCAUGGUUCCCCAAAUGGCUCAAGCGAUGGAGGAGAUCAUCUACCCCGCGAUCUCAGCCCUACCACAAAAAAUUGUCCAACACAUUUCAUUAUACAAGACAUCACGAGAACCGGUUUCCCUGCUCAACCGAGACAGGAGACUGACAGUACCUUGUCCAAGCGAAUCUUAUCUGCUAGUAUCUUCUGGUCUCCGUCUCUCACGUGGCGGCAGUCAUGUCCGAAGAAGCCAUGGAAGUCGCGUUGGCCGCCGCCGAUGCAUCCAGUAUCCUCAAUGCAGUCUCAGACCUAAUUCAGACGGCAACCGAUGUGUAUCCAAGUCUCAAAGGGAAGCUUCAGUCUCACACAGGAGAGAUAAACAAAGCUAAACUUGUCGUGGACCUCAUACGCAAUCAAAAAGGGCUGCAGACUUCGGGCGUCAUCGCAGGGAUUCGAAUGCUGGAGAGUCACGGCAAGAUUCUCAAGAGCGACCUAAUGUCUCUGGGAAAGAACAAAGACGAAAACAACUUGAAAACGAUUGGAGAGAAGCUUAGAGACGCGAGAAAGUCUCUCAUUCAACAUAUUCGACUUGCUAGCGUCGGGCUGGCAAAGGACGAUAUAGCAAUCACAGUUGACACCAAGGUUGUUAAAUCAACCGACAAAGCCGUCAAGAAGAUUCUCGGUGAAGAAUUAGGUCUCGAUAUUGCGCUCUUUCUGACGAGGCUGGAGCAUAACCCGGAUGCGAAGGGCAAGAUUCGAUUGACUGAGAAGGAGUACGAAUAUUGGACCCGGCACCAAAUCAAGAUUGCCCACCCAGAAACCACGACCCUCUCUACGGAGGUAAAGACAAGAAUUGUAUGCAACUGUCUGGCUAGGGACCAGUCCAUCCAGAUACUGGGGGCUGUGGGCGUGGAUCUGUGGGCGAGCAUUGCGUUCAUCAAAAUUGAGGGUCUCGUUUCCAUGAAUGAAGCGAUCCAGAUUGCAGUUCCUAUAACAUUGGGUGUAUUUCGGGAGGUACUCGACACACAAAAUCAACGGAUCGCCGCCAGUCAUCCUAAACGAUAGGAAGACCAGGAUGUGCGGUCUUUUUCCAAUGCAUAGUUUUAUGCCUCUUUUCCAGACAGCCAAAACUUAGUCUAUUAUGUAAGGUAGCUAGCUGCCUUAAGAAAGGGGGGCUGUUUACCUAUAUGGCGCCGCUAACUCAAUUUCUCCACCUCUACUUUUAACCCAUUUUCAUAGUUUCAAAAGGGCCACUAGAAUAAUCAC
Messenger RNA from Hyaloscypha bicolor E, 1285 nucleotides. RefSeq lists its product as uncharacterized. The transcript has 4 exons. Bases 257 to 1084 code for a protein of 275 amino acids. NCBI's taxonomy places the organism in Eukaryota, Fungi, Ascomycota, Leotiomycetes, Helotiales, Hyaloscyphaceae. The record is from RefSeq and is a predicted model, not a curated record.